GUUCAUGUUGGUGUAUCAGGUGUAGCUAACACAAUAACAUUAGAACAAUAUGCUCAUAAUGAUGGUUACAACAGAAAUGACAACCGUGGUAAAUGUCCAAAGCAUUUUUGCUGUAAAGAAGAAGGGUCACAGACAUUAAAGUCAACAAUAAAUAUGAAGGAAAUAGUGGAAUGUCAGCACUUGCAAGAAUGUAAUGUACAAGCUGUUACUUCUAAUGACCCUGGAAGAUAUCUCUGUGACUACAUUUACUACACAUCGCUGUCCAUGAAGAAGAACCAUGUUGCAUUCAUACACGUCCCACCACUUAACAAACCUUUCAAUGGAAAACAACUCGCUGACGGUUUGCGCGUUGUCAUACAAGCAAUGCUGGAACAGGUUUCAACAAAAGCUGCGUGAGAUUUUAUGAUUUUACUUUUAUCAGGUACUUAACAUGUGCUCAGUAUGUUGGAAUUAUAAAAGCAUGUUAUCUUCUUUCUGUUUUCCCAUAUGCAGAUCCUGAUUAGUUUUUCUGACAAUCAGACCUUUAUGUUUAUGUCAUUUUAUAGAAAUCAAAUAUUUUCUCGUUAAACUUAUUUAUUUCUAUAUAUCAUCAACGUCUUCAUAUUGCUUGAUUGUAUCCACACACAUAAUACUUAACUUUAAAUCUGAUGAAUCUUUUCUGGCAAUUCAUUCAUGUCCGUUGUUUAAACAUCCUUUUUUGGUCCUCUUUAUCAGAGUGAAACUUUGUUAUAAGAUUUAAAAUUGCCAGAACAGCUUCAUCAGAUUUAUACUCUGCCUGGCAACAACAGUUUUUUUAACCUCAUUUAUAAAAAAAGAUUUAUUUUAAACAGAUGGCUUAUUAAAACUGAUAAAAAAUAGGACUUUUUCUCUGCUUUUUUCCAUAGCCAUACAAUUUAAACACUCGUUUUUUGUUAGAUUUCCCCCAAAGUUUUGUUCAUACUGUAUGGGCAUAAUUAUUUUAUUAUACACCCGCAGAAUGUAUGUUUUCUCCAACAGUGUCAUUUUAUUGUUUUUCGUUUUAUUCUUUAUAAAAGCAGUCAGUUCCCUAGUUUUUCGUAAUCUGUGCAAGUGUUGUUGUAACCGAAGCUGUCAUUUAUAUACCACACUGAUAUAUGUGAUUUCUAUUCUCAAUAAUAUCUUUUCUAUGUUAGUUGUGAACAAAGAAAGCUGAAUUAA
Messenger RNA from Ciona intestinalis (vase tunicate), 1176 nucleotides. Lineage: Eukaryota; Metazoa; Chordata; Ascidiacea; Phlebobranchia; Cionidae. The record is from RefSeq and is a predicted model, not a curated record.